CGGGCCGGCACGGCGGCGGGCGCGCGCGGCUCGGGAGGCGGCGGCGGAAGCAGCGAGGGCGGCGGGCGUCCGGCUGCGAGCGCGGCGGCUCCGGGCUGGGCCAGCCAGGGGCGGCUCCUGGCGGCGGCGCGACUGAGUGCUCGUUUCUACGGUUCCAGCCCGUGGUCUCCGUCCCAACGCCUGCGCCGCGCACUCGGCGUCCCGGCUCGGACCCCGGCGCCCAGCCCGUGGCCGUAACCUUGAGGCGGCGGCGGGGCCGGGCCGGGCCGGGCUGGGGGGCGGCGGCACUGGAUCCGAGGCCGGCCGGCCGCUGGCGGGAGAUGUCGAACCCCGGGACCCGUAGGAACGGCUCCAGCAUCAAGAUCCGUCUGACAGUGUUGUGUGCCAAGAACCUUGCAAAGAAAGACUUCUUCAGACUCCCCGACCCCUUUGCCAAGAUUGUUGUGGACGGCUCUGGGCAGUGCCACUCAACCGACACUGUGAAAAACACCCUGGACCCAAAGUGGAACCAGCACUAUGACCUGUACGUUGGCAAAACUGACUCUAUAACCAUCAGUGUGUGGAACCACAAGAAGAUCAACAAGAAGCAGGGGGCUGGCUUCCUGGGCUGCGUGCGGCUGCUCUCCAAUGCCAUCAGCAGAUUGAAAGACACUGGCUACCAGCGUUUGGAUCUAUGCAAACUAAAUCCCUCAGAUACUGAUGCAGUUCGUGGCCAAAUAGUGGUCAGUUUACAGACCCGAGACAGAAUAGGCGGCGGAGGGUCGGUGGUGGACUGCAGAGGGCUGCUGGAAAACGAAGGGACGGUGUAUGAAGACUCAGGCCCUGGAAGGCCGCUCAGCUGCCUCAUGGAGGAGCCUGCCCCAUAUACAGAUGGCACUGGCGCAGCAGCAGGAGGCGGGAAUUGCAGGUUUGUGGAGUCUCCAAGCCAAGAUCAGAGACUCCUGGUACAGCGACUCCGAAAUCCUGAGGUUCGAGGGUCCCUACAGACGCCCCAGAACCGACCACAUGGUCACCAGUCACCAGAGCUGCCUGAAGGCUACGAGCAAAGGACAACAGUGCAGGGACAAGUUUACUUUUUGCACACGCAGACUGGAGUCAGCACAUGGCACGACCCCAGGAUCCCCAGAGACCUUAACAGUGUGAACUGUGAUGAACUUGGGCCACUGCCUCCAGGCUGGGAAGUCAGAAGCACGGUGUCGGGAAGAAUCUAUUUUGUAGAUCACAAUAAUAGGACAACCCAGUUUACAGAUCCACGGCUUCACCACAUCAUGAAUCACCAGUGCCAACUCAAGGAGCCCAGCCAGCCGCUGCAGUUGCCUAGCGAGGGCUCCGUGGAGGACGAGGAGCUUCCUGCCCAGAGAUAUGAGCGAGAUUUAGUCCAGAAGCUUAAAGUUCUCAGGCACGAGCUCUCUCUCCAGCAGCCCCAGGCUGGUCACUGUCGCAUAGAAGUUUCCAGAGAAGAAAUAUUUGAGGAGUCGUAUCGUCAGAUCAUGAAGAUGCGGCCAAAAGACCUGAAGAAGCGCCUGAUGGUGAAGUUCCGGGGGGAGGAAGGUCUGGACUAUGGCGGAGUGGCUCGGGAGUGGCUGUAUUUGUUGUGCCAUGAAAUGUUGAAUCCGUAUUAUGGACUCUUCCAGUAUUCCACGGACAAUAUUUACACACUGCAAAUCAACCCAGAUUCUUCUAUCAACCCUGACCAUCUGUCUUACUUCCACUUUGUGGGUCGCAUCAUGGGUCUGGCUGUGUUCCACGGACACUACAUAAAUGGGGGCUUCACAGUUCCGUUCUACAAGCAGCUCCUGGGGAAACCCAUCCAGUUGUCCGACCUGGAGUCCGUGGACCCAGAACUGCACAAGAGCUUGGUGUGGAUUCUAGAGAAUGACAUCACGCCAGUGCUGGAUCAUACCUUCUGCGUGGAGCACAAUGCUUUUGGGCGGAUUCUUCAGCAUGAACUGAAACCCAAUGGCAGAAAUGUGCCCGUCACUGAGGAGAACAAGAAGGAAUACGUCCGGUUGUAUGUGAACUGGAGGUUUAUGAGAGGAAUUGAAGCCCAGUUCUUAGCGCUUCAGAAGGGCUUUAACGAGCUCAUUCCCCAACACUUACUGAAGCCCUUUGACCAGAAGGAACUAGAGCUGAUAAUAGGUGGGCUGGAUAAGAUAGACCUGAACGACUGGAAGUCCAACACUCGUCUGAAGCACUGUGUGGCAGACAGCAACAUCGUCAGGUGGUUCUGGCAGGCGGUGGAGACCUUCGACGAGGAGAGGCGAGCCAGACUGCUGCAGUUUGUCACAGGAUCCACAAGAGUUCCUCUGCAAGGCUUCAAGGCUCUGCAAGGCUCUACAGGCGCGGCAGGGCCCCGACUGUUCACCAUCCACCUGAUAGACGCCAAUACAGACAACCUCCCCAAGGCCCAUACCUGCUUUAAUCGGAUCGACAUCCCGCCCUAUGAGUCCUAUGAGAAGCUCUAUGAGAAGCUGCUGACAGCGGUGGAGGAGACCUGUGGCUUUGCCGUGGAGUGAAGAGCAGCCAGUGGCCGCAGUCUUGCUCACAACCACCAGACCCAAAGCAUAUGGCGUCUGCACGCCUCCCGCGUGGCGGGUUGAGGCCUGAGAUUCCAGAAACCGAGGGAAAAGGCUCGUCUCCCUCCUCUGGAGAGGGCAGGCCAGGGGACUUUCACAGGUGGCUCCACCCAUUUAUUCUCCUUUAUUAUAGUUAGCCCGCCCUUCCAUCGCCCAUCCAAUAAAUCGCAGCCAGGUUUCGCCCUCAGCCUCCUUGGCAUGGUGGGGAGGCUGUGGUGUCUCCGGGAGCAUCAAUCCAUGGUUAGGAGCAAGCUGGGCCCCUGAGGGUCGGCGUGGUCUCUGUACUCGCCCUCCCGUCUGGUUAUAGCCUCAAAGCCCCCUUUCAAGUUCAGCUCUUACUGAGCUCAAGUUCCAGAGCUGUCACAGGCCCGCAGCCUGUUCAGGUAGCAGGUGGAUUUCUAAGCAGGAGAUAGACAAAUGCACAGCGUCUGCUUGCUGGGACUCCACCGUGGCGGGACACUCGAGGCAAGAUGUGUGUGUUUUCCCCUUUGAGAGGUAAGGGACUGCAGCAGCCUUCACUGGAAGCCCGGGGACUUCUUUUCACAGUAUCCUGGCUGAAAAGAAGGUUUUGCACUGGGGAAAACCUCUUUAAAGUACAGUUUAUUGUUUUCUCUACCCAGUUUGAAAUUACCAUGUCACCGAGCUAAGCAAAGAAUAACCAAAACCAGCCUCCUCAGACCCCAGGGCCCAGCUCUGCUCCUAUGUCUGGGGAUCCCAAGGCUCCUGGCUGUCUUGAAAUGGACUUUUCUAUGGGGAUUGUGAAGAGCUAAACUAACAGAAGAGUUUUGUCACCACAGCCACUGGAUGGAACAGCAGGCGAGGCCGCCGACCUGGGGUCCCCUGAUUCAGCUCCGCAGGGUCGGUGCUGUGCACAAAGCAGAGUGUGAUGGGGCCUGUGGCGGCAGGGCGGGGGCGUUACCUCCUUACAUGGCCCUCUUCCCAGUGGCAGCAGCGAUGCUAACAGCUCAGCUUGCUCGCCCAGUCUUCGUCUUCUGGUGAGCAAGGCCAAAGCCAGCCUCGCCAGCUCUACCACCACAGGGUCCACAGGCGUGGGCGCUUGCAGCAGAGCAGCUGGAUUCAGGCAGCUGAGCUCUGGUGGGAGGCAGGCAGAGCAGCAGCCAUUUGUGCUUUUGUUGUUUUUGUUUGUGGUGGGGGUGAGAACAGGGUAAUUCAUUAGCAAGACAUUUCAUUGGUACCGGGUUCAGGUUCAGCCAGGAAUCCACGCUGUAUGGGAGUGGCUGGGAGUGGCGGGAAGGCCUUGUGGGGCGUCCAUCGGUUGUUUUCUAUUGCUUACCCUCAGGCUGAGGACAGGGAAGCGGCUUCCCUUCUGUUCCUGCUGCUUCUGCCCAGUGUGGUCUGGAAGCAGUGCUGAGGUGAUGGGGAGAGUGCAUUCAUAGCUCGCAUGCACCCCUAACCCAAGAAAGAGCUUCGCCCAGCUUGGCCACUGGCACUACCGAGCGUGAGUCAGCCGCACUCCGGGUUGCCAGGUUUGGGGACAGAAAGGAUGCUAGGUAGACCUCACCACACAAGGACCGAACCCGCCCCACCUCCCAGGCCACCCUGGGGCCUUACUAGUCUCUCAGUUCUGCCUUGCCCCAGUAGGGCUUGUGUACGUCAUCUACCUUCAUGCUCUGAGGUGUUCUAAAACCCAGCUCCCUCAUGACUCGCGGAUAUAAAAGGCGCAAGGAAGCCUGUGCCCUAAGUCUCAGGCAGUCCAGAGGAGGCAGCCAGACCCCACGGAGCACACUUCCUGGAGACUGGAAACCCUGCCUGCUGCCCUCGCACACUGUCCCAGUCUGCAGGGAUGAAGGAAACCAGGGUCCUGUGCUUUGGGGAUGUGCUGCAGGAGUGUCGAGUCCCAUUUCAUGCCGCGGGAGUGAUGGGCCGAGCCUCAGAAGUCCCAUGUCAGAGGCCCUCUGAGGAAGAUGCAGAGAUUGGGCCCUCGGGCCGACUGGUUGGCACACAUACCACCGCUAAGGCUUCUGACAGCCGCUGUGCCUGUGCUGCCUGUGGGUCCCCGCAUUGCCAGUUCUGAGUGUCACAGCCUCCCCAGGUCUGUUCAUGUGCAGCACUGUCCUCCGUCGGGAGCACUGCGCUCCUUGUCUGUCUACCAUGUUAGGCCUCUGACACUACUCAAAGGACACUGCGUGGCCAGCCCACGGCACAGCUCCUGGUUGCCCUGCUUGGGUCUGGGUGAAGCCCUUUCGUGUAAGAUCUCGAUCGUCAGCCCUCCUGGUGGCCCCACAUCACCCAGAUGCUUCAGGAGCCCGGCUCUCCAGGCUCCCCUCACCAGCGGCCGGCAGCCACACUCAGGGAUGCAGCGAUCACCACUCCGCUCCGCAGUGCUUCAGAGAGGACGCGCCAGGCUGCAGCGUUGGGUGGCAGCAGGUCGCAGGCUCGUGCUUUCUGUUAGGAGAAUCUGCCACAAGGUGUGAUGCUGGCCCCUGUGCUGGCUCGGCCACACGGUCGGGUUCAGGUCAGGUGGACGCUGGACUGACCUUCUGCAGAGAACACGCCCCACCCUGCUGCAGCCUGGGGGCCACGUGGCAGCCUUCUGAAAUGGUGUGGAUUUUUAAACUGUGUUUAUAACGUAUUCUAAUUUAUUUUGUAAGGUCCUGUUUGAAGUGCUGCUGCUACCCCUAGUUGCUCUCCCAGUUUGUAUUGCCCAUUUCCCGUGACAGUUGUACACUAAUGUUCUGUUUUAUGUCAGAAUCGAAAGUAUUUAAAGAGAUGCUAGGUCUAUUUAAUGCAGUUGUGGAACCAGCUGGAAAAAAACAAAAACAAAAACGUCGAUUGUAGAGCAGGCUGGACCCAGGAGGGAGGGCAAGUUCAUUUUGUUACAUAUGCAAUAAACUCAAAACUUUA
Apodemus sylvaticus (European woodmouse) is the source of this 5441-nucleotide messenger RNA. It is a transcript of the gene Smurf1, whose product is annotated as SMAD specific E3 ubiquitin protein ligase 1. Lineage: Eukaryota; Metazoa; Chordata; Mammalia; Rodentia; Muridae. Gene Ontology annotation, molecular function: protein binding; ubiquitin protein ligase activity. The transcript is spliced from 18 exons. Gene Ontology annotation, biological process: ubiquitin-dependent protein catabolic process; negative regulation of BMP signaling pathway. The record is from RefSeq and is a predicted model, not a curated record. Bases 321 to 2516 code for a protein of 731 amino acids.